This is a messenger RNA of Teleopsis dalmanni, 802 nucleotides long. RefSeq names its product putative glycine-rich cell wall structural protein 1. The record is from RefSeq and is a predicted model, not a curated record. The coding region runs from base 137 to 592 and encodes 151 amino acids. The transcript has 2 exons. NCBI's taxonomy places the organism in Eukaryota, Metazoa, Arthropoda, Insecta, Diptera, Diopsidae.
AUAUUAACAUAAAUAUCCUUUUUUUAAACUUUUUUGUAAAUAACACCCCUGUGUUUCCCAGUAAAGUUGCUAACUUGGCGCUGGUAGCUACGACAAGCUUUUGCGCCUAAGUUUUAUAGAACAAAAGUUAUUCGAAAUGGAAUUCAAACGCAAUGGUGUGAUUGCGUUAUAUUUGGCUGGAAAAUCACAACCAGCUAUUGUUCGUGAGCUCAAACAACUCAAUGUAAAUAAAAUGUUUGUAUAUCGUACCAUAAAUCGUUAUAAUAGUACAGGCAGUGUCGCUAAACGCUACGGUGGUGGACGAAAAAAAACAGCAACAUCACCGGAAAUAGUACGAAAAGUAAAGGCUCGACUUAAACGAAAUCCACUUCGUAGUGGUAAUCAAAUGGCCAAAGAACUGAAAAUAUCCCAACGGAGCAUACGACGUAUAUUACAAAAUGAGCUCAAGAAAAAAGGCGGUGGUGCUGUUUCUGCAGAUAAAGCUGGAAAUAAAAAUAAAGGACCUGCUGAUAAGGCUGAUAAAUCAAGUGGCAAGAAAGGUCAAGAGCAGAAGAGUGGUGGCGGCGGUGGUAAAAAAGGUGGAAAGAAGUGAUAAGAAAAUUUUAAAUUUGUAAAAGUUAUUUAAAAAUUUUGUACAAAUCAAUGACCUCAUUACUAAAGCAAGAACCUAAUCGUAGCCAUAGGCUGAUCCAAUAGGUCAUUAAAAAAGGAACACUUAUAAGUUAAGAAAUCAAUUUGAAGUUUUAAAAAUAGCAAUUGUUAUAAGCGAUUUUUAAAAAUAAAAAGAAAAAUGUAAAUGAUU